Ustilaginoidea virens is the source of this 1128-nucleotide messenger RNA. RefSeq lists its product as uncharacterized. Gene Ontology annotation, molecular function: zinc ion binding. The coding region runs from base 1 to 1128 and encodes 375 amino acids. The record is from RefSeq and is a predicted model, not a curated record. The transcript has a single exon. NCBI's taxonomy places the organism in Eukaryota, Fungi, Ascomycota, Sordariomycetes, Hypocreales, Clavicipitaceae. Gene Ontology annotation, cellular component: peroxisomal membrane. Gene Ontology annotation, biological process: protein import into peroxisome matrix.
AUGUCUCCAGCGCCGUCGCCGUCGCCGUCGCCGUCGUCGCCGUAUCCCCUAGCCGCCGCCCCCGACAUCGUGCGCGCGCACCAGAAGGACGCCUACUUCACCGGCCACCUCGCCAACACCCUGUCCGACCUGUGCCGCCGGCUCCUCGGCGCGCGGUCCACGCACGCCCUCGCCCCCGAGCUGCGCUCCCUCGCCGCCCUGCUCUACUUCGCGCUCACCACGCUCCCCGGCAACCGCACCCUCGGCGAGGAGUACUGCGACCUCGUGCAGGUCGAGUCCUCGCCCCUCGGCCGGCUGCCCCACGUCCGCCGGCGGGCGGCCUACAUCGGCGGCGCCAUCCUCCUGCCCUACCUGGCCGGCCGGGCGCUGCCGCCGCUGCGCGCCCGCCUGCGCGGCCUCGUCGACGCCCGCCUGGAGUCGCUGCGCCGCAAGGGCGGCCGGUCCCGCCGGGAAGCCCGCGCGUGGGAAUACGUCUCGGACCGCCUGCCGUCCCUGACGUCGGCCGCCCCCGCGCAGGCCGUCACCCUGGCGCUGUUCUACUUUGGCGGCACGUACUACGAGCUGACGAAGCGGUUGCUCUCGCUGCGGUACGUCUUCACGCGCGCCGUCCCGGAGUCGCCCGAUCGGGGCGGCUACGAGGUUCUCGGCGUCUUGCUUGUCGUCCAGCUCGCGGUCCAGGGCUACCUCCAUGCGCGAUCGGCCUUGUCCGCGGGGGCGCCUCGCGAGCGCAACCCCGGCGCCAGCGCCUUGCAGUCCGGCACGGUCGAGGUGUCUCUCAGCCACGCCAACUCGUACGCCGCCAACAGCGACCUGCUCCUCGCCAACCUCGGCGGCGGCCCCCCGGGUGCCCAGCAGAGCCGGCUUGAUUUUGCGUCGACAACCCGCACGCCCGUCAGCCCCGAGCCUCGUUUCGACUUGGCCCACGACGAGGUCAUGCGCUACAUCAAAGGGCACCAGCAGCGGAAAUGCACCCUCUGUCUCGAGGAGCUCAAGGAUCCCUCGGCCACGCAGUGCGGACAUGUCUUCUGCUGGGAGUGCAUAGGGGACUGGGUCAGGGAGAAGCCCGAGUGUCCCUUGUGCAGGAGGGAGGCCAUGGUGCAGCAUAUACUGCCGCUGAGGACCAUCUAG